CUGAAGAGGCUCCACAUCAGAUAUUCCUAUACCGCCAACAAUCAAUAUUGCAUUUAUUAUACGGAGCCUAAAUAUGGCCUAGAAAUAGAUGAUGCUACUGAUUUUUCAAACUCGUGCGCGUGAAAAAGGCUGGAUUACUGACGAGUAGGAUUGAAUUAAUCAAUGGCAAUGAUGAUAAUAAAUAAAUAGUAAUUUUUACCACGGAUAACUGUUUGAUUUCAAAUGGAUUUUCGAAGUUGGCAUAACCUCGCUUUCUUGGAGGUGAAAAGUGUCAUCAGUGCAUUUUUUGUAAACACGACUUGAGAAAAAAUGAUGAUUUCCGGCUAAAAAUACUCCCAGGAACAAUGACAGACGCUGCAGAGGUGACAACGGAGGAGAGCAACGACCGCGCGUACAGAAUAAAAGCUGGUGUGUUCCUCACUGCCGUCGCUGGAGUCUCCAUUCUCGCCGGAUUCAGUCGCACCAUCAUGACGGCCAAGCGGAAAGAUCCGAGCGUCUUCGAGACCGCCAAGGCGGGCAACGUGGCGCUGCUGGAGGGCGGCAGCCGGCUGGCCCUGCGGGCUCUGGGCUGGGGCACGCUGUACAGCGUCGUGGGCGUUGGCGCCUUCUGCUACGGCUGCUGGAAGCUCUCCGGCGCCUCCAAUAUGGAUGAGUUCAAGAUGAAAGUCAGAGGAACGUUCCCGCAAGUGCCAAGAAAUGACCCGCCAAAGAGUCGGACGGACUUCGACGGCCUCACAGAUCUCCUCAAGUACCUCUCGACGUGGGGCAGAGAGUGA
Phlebotomus argentipes is the source of this 776-nucleotide messenger RNA. RefSeq names its product transmembrane protein 242. The transcript is spliced from 3 exons. Bases 345 to 776 code for a protein of 143 amino acids. NCBI's taxonomy places the organism in Eukaryota, Metazoa, Arthropoda, Insecta, Diptera, Psychodidae. The record is from RefSeq and is a predicted model, not a curated record.